AUGCAGAAGGAGGUUGAAGAACUUACCGAGGAGAUCCAGGAAAAAAAUAAAUACAUUAGCAGAUUCCGGAGAAAUUCACAGGUUUUUGAAGAUGAUUUGCUGAACUAUGAAAAAGAACAUUGUGAUGAAAUUAAUACCUAUAAGAAAGACAUUUCAAGAUUGAAUACUGAGAUUAUUCAGGUGUUAGACAGAAAUUCCUACAUCCAAAACGAUCUGCAACGGACGAGGGAAAGCCUAGAAGGGUUAAAAGUACUGAAUUGCAACAUGAAAGUUUCCAUCGGGGUCCCGGAAAAGGAGAAUGAUGUACUUUCUAAGGAAACUAAGCGUCUGUGUCGAUAG
This is a messenger RNA of Ceutorhynchus assimilis (cabbage seed weevil), 339 nucleotides long. The record is from the annotation of a GenBank genome assembly. NCBI's taxonomy places the organism in Eukaryota, Metazoa, Arthropoda, Insecta, Coleoptera, Curculionidae.